AAAUUAAUUUCCAAACUGAUUAGGCUGCCAACUCCUUUUAUUUAAAUAAAUCAACAAUUGCCUUCAUGUGACUCCUGCUGAAGAACGCAGAGCCGAUCCUGACUCGUCCCAGGAGGAAGUUUGGUGCCGCCUGCGAGGACCAAUACCCCAGCGCGUUCUGGGCACAGGCAGGCGCUGUGGCUGCAGCCGCAGGGAAAUUUCCCUCUGCCCACUGCUCCGGAUGUUGCGGCUUCACCAUCGCCCGAGCCAAUCUCACCGCCGGCUGCUGUGCUUGUGCUCUCCCCGGCCCCACCCUCUUACUCAUGCUGGCUCGGAAAAGCUGUUCCAGCAUGCCAAGCUGGCAGAAAACUCACUCAACAAUUAAAAAAAAAGGAGGUUUCUCUCGAGUCAGAGCACUGAAACAGCUCAGCCAAACGCAGGGCGUGCAACACCCCAGGUGAGGAAGGUGACCUAACCUGACCUGGCAGGUGGGCCCAGCGCCAAAGUUAACCCUGCCACGAGUAGCGGAACCGAGUGUAUCUUAUCCCAAAGUGUGUAAGACAGAGCAGAGCAGCAGCAGCCAGCGCGGGUUGGUGAUUUUGGGGGUGUCUGCGGUUUGGUGUGGGGCCAGCCCGGCUGUGCGAUGUGGCGGAGCCGUCGGGGAUGUGCCCGAGGCCGGGGCAGUGAGCGCCCGCCGCUCCCCCCGCCGCAGGCACCGCCAGCGCCCGGGAGCCGGCGAGGAAACUGCCACACCAGCCCUGGGUGGGCUGAACCUGCGGAACUGAAUCCUCGCUGACUGAGAACCAGGGUGAGCUGCAGCCCCCUCUGGGGUCAAGCUGUGCGCGGUGACAAAUGCAGAUAAACAGCUGGUGUUCGGGUGAGGUUACACGCAGGCUGCGGGAGCAGGGCUGCCCUGUCCGCUCCACGCCCGGCCUUGCCCUCCUGUUCCCGGCAGGGGAUGAGAUGGUCCGGUUUGCCCAUUCUGGCACAAAACCAGCUCGCGGGAAGUCCUUUCUGUUGGCUUAGCAGGACAAACACGUUCAGCAGAGUGCCACGAAACGCUCGAGCCAGCGCGGGCUGGGACCAUCCCAGGCGCUGGCAGACAAACUUUGGGACAGCUCCUGUGGAUCACCGCGGCGGGACGCGGCCGUCCCGGGCGCUGCCAGGCACAGCGUUCGGGAAAGCGCCUCUGGGAAAGCGCCUUUGGGAAAGCGCCUCUGGACCGCCCCGUCCCGCGCAGACCCGAGGAUCGCGAUCGCUAUUCACGGACCUCAUGAAUAUUCAUGAGGGCGCCCGCCUCCCCCCGCUGCCCGCCUCACGUGACGCCGCGAGGCCGGAAGCGGCCCUGCCGGCCGGGCUCGCGGACGCCGCGCGCCCGCCCGCCACAGCCACUUCCGCCCUUCCGCCAGCCCGGGCUUCCCCGCGCGCCGGCGCCCUCCGCGCUUCCGGUAACCGCGCGCGCUCCCGACCCCCGCCCCGACCUCCGGCCGCGGCCGCCUCGCCGGUGCCCCCGCCCCGGGGAACCUCCCCCGGGCCGCCGCCGCUCCGCCGCCCCGUUUUCCAGCGAAACCGCUGAUGACGCCGUUCCGCUCUUCUCGGCGACCCGGAAGCGCCGAGGCGCGCCCCGCCCCCUGACCCGGAAGCGCCUCCCGCUGUCUUUCCGGUGAGGAGGCCGCCGCCGCCGGAGCCGGGCCGGGGCCGCCGCUGGGGGGGAGCCCGAGCCGGCCCUGGAAGGAGGAGAAAUGCAAGAGGAGGGAGAGUGAGAGGGGAGGGUACCUUGGCAUCUGUCUGAUACUAGACUGGUGAAUAGGAAGAAGGUCCCAUCUCUGGCCCGUUUGUGGAAGCUGGGAUGAUGAAGGCCCUGCAGUGGGAGCGUGCUGUGGUACAGGGUUGAAGCUCCAGCCCAUGUCUGGUAGUUAUAGAGCAAUUGGAAGGGUUACGUGCAGAGUUCUGGUAAACUAGGAUGGAAGAAUCUCAUUUCAACUCCUCCCCGUACUUCUGGCCAGCAGUGCCCACCGUCUCGGGACAGAUUGAGAACACCAUGUUCAUUAACAAGAUGAAGGAGCAGCUAUUGCCCACAGAGAAGGGCUGCAGCCUGGCUCCCCCCCACUACCCUGCCUUGCUGACAGUCCCCACCUCUGUGGCGCUGCCCACUGGUAUCUCCAUGGACUCGGACACCAAGCCAGAACAGCUGACACCACACAGCCAAGCCCCUGUGACUCAGAACAUCACCGUGGUACCAGUGCAGUCUGCCGGGCUCAUGACAGCAGGUCCUGGUCUGGUGAUAACUUCCCCGUCAGGUUCUCUGGUGACCACAGCCGCCUCUGCCCAGACCUUUCCCAUCUCAGCUCCCAUGAUUGUCUCUGCGCUACCCCCUGGCUCCCAGGCAGCCCUGCAGGUGGUCCCAGACCUGUCCAAGAAGGGGACAACCACCCUCACUGAGGGGGGCGCACCGGGGGGAGUUGCCCCCAAACCACCCCGGGGCCGGAAGAAGAAACGAUUGCAGGAGUCAGGGCUGCCGGAGAUGAGCGACCCCUUUGUGCUGACAAACGAGGAUGAUGAGGACCAGCACAAGGAUGGCAAGACAUACAGGUGCCGGAUGUGUUCGCUGACCUUCUACUCCAAGUCGGAGAUGCAGAUCCACUCCAAGUCCCAUACGGAGACAAAGCCACACAAGUGUCCUCACUGCUCCAAGAGCUUCGCCAACAGCUCCUACCUGGCCCAGCACAUUCGUAUCCACUCAGGGGCCAAGCCCUACACGUGCAGCUACUGCCAGAAGGCCUUCCGCCAGCUCUCCCACCUGCAGCAGCACACACGGAUCCACUCCAAGCUCCACACGGCGAUUGUCAAGCCGCACAAGUGUCCUCACUGCUCCAAGAGCUUCGCCAACACAUCCUACCUGGCCCAGCACCUCCGCAUCCACUCGGGGGCCAAGCCCUACACCUGCCGCUACUGCCAGAAGGCCUUCCGCCAGCUCUCCCACCUGCAGCAGCACACACGUAUCCACACCGGGGACCGACCCUACAAAUGUGCUCACCCUGGGUGUGAGAAGGCUUUCACCCAGCUUUCCAACUUGCAGUCCCACAGACGGCAGCACAACAAAGACAAACCUUUCAAGUGCCACAACUGCCACCGUGCAUACACAGAUGCCGCCUCGUUGGAGGUACACCUGGCCACACACACGGUGAAACACGCCAAGGUCUACUCCUGCUCCAUCUGCAGCCGGGCCUACACCUCGGAGACGUACCUGAUGAAGCACAUGCGGAAACACAACAUCCCUGACCCCCAGCAGCAGGUGGUUCAGGCACAAGCCCAGGCCUCGCAGCAGCAGCAGCACUUCCAGCCGCAGGGCGGGGGGGCAGCAGGGGGCCCUUCUGGAGACACUAACCAACCCAACCCUCCCCCCCAGUGCUCCUUUGACCUGACUCCUUACAAGACUUCAGAGCAUCACAAGGACAUCUGCCUCACUGUCAGCACCAGCGCCAUCCAAGUGGAGCACCUCUCCAGCUCCUAGAGAGACCUCAGCCCAGGGAGCAGAACGCCUCUUGUGCAUAGCCUGUGCCAGGGGCACCGCUUGUGCAGCGGCCCUCCUCGUGCAACAGUUUCCGGCCUCUCCUCCUGCAACAGCCUCUUCUGGCCGUUCAACCCUGUUCAUGGCAGCCCCUUGAACAACAGCCUGUCUCAAGGGGGUGCUCCUUCUGUGCAACAGCCUGCCUGGUAGGAGGAUGCUUCCUUGUGCAAGAGCCCCUUUCCUGUGCUGGGAUCACUUCCUCAUGCAAGAGCCCCUCCUUUGAAACCCAAAGAAAGGCCCCUGUUUUGCCUUCUCUCUCACUGUAGGAUGUGUACGAAGCGGGGUUGCGUGUUGAGACACGCAUGGUGGAUGGGAUGGAGAGACGGCCCUUGUAUAUACAGGGGCUUGGACAUGUGUUUUUAGCAGGCCACAGAAGAAUGUGGCAGGGUUGACAGCUUGAUGGGGUUCUUUGAGGAUUGCCUUGAGUGUCUAAGAGAGAAAUAUCCAUUCCUGUCCCUCCUGCUUGUGAAAGGGAGGAGGGGUCGCUCGUCCUGCCCCAAGGACUGGAUGGGAGAAGUCUUCUCCCCAGUGGAAGGUGAGACCAGUGGAGGGGGGAAGAGGUGAGGCGUGUUCUCUGGGAUGGACAGGUGCCUGCACUGCCUAAGGGCUGUGGGGUAUUGCAUUCUUUCUCCCCCCACGCCGGUGGAGAGCAAUAGAGAGGAGUCUGUCUGAACUGGCUGCUGCCUCUCUCUCCCAGCUGUCUGAGCAGCAUGAUGGCCCCGUAGGAAUGUGGGUUCCUGCUCACUGCUCUUCCUGCCUGUUGUGGAUGAUAUCCUAGCAGCUUGUACUCCUCCUCCUCUCUCUCCUGCUUUUCCCCCCACCUCCUCAGAAAAGCCUGCAGGCAUCAACAACAAACCAAAAAGCAACUGGAGGGGAGGGUAAGAGACUGCCAAAAUAAUCUUCACCCUUCUCUCUACUCCCUUUCCUGAAAGGUGAAAUGACAACAGUUCUGACACUCACAUACCUGUCCUGCCCCCAGUUUCCCAAAGGGAAAGAGGAGGAGGAGGAGGAGGAAGAUGAGGAGGAGGAAUAGACCAGUCUUUUCAAGGAGCUGGCAGGAGGCAGGGAAAGGCUAGCUUCUCCUGCUCAUCUCCUGCCAGAGUGCUCUCCCGGGCUCCCUCUUGCCAAGACGGGCUGGACUCAUAUGGCAGUGGUGGCCUCUUCUGGACCCUGGUAAUGGGAGAGAAUCCCCAAAAGGUGGACAGUGGAGAGAAGGGGAUAAAGAUCCCCACAGAGAGACCAAUCUAAUGAGAAGGGGGAGCCAACAAGAAUAAACUGAAGGCCCCUUGAAUUUAUAUAUAUAUAUAUAUAUAAAUAUCUAUUCCCCACCCCGGCCCGCUCUGUCCUUGCUGUAACUGUUUCUAUCUCUGUGUUUAUAAAACGCAUUAUCCUGGCGAAUUUUUAUUUUCAAUCUUCGUUUGUUUUUCCCUUUCUCUUCGUCUUCAAUUCUCCUUCUUCUUUUUUUUUUUUUUUUAUUGGUCCACAUGACUGCUAGUCUUGUGUGUUACUUGUUAGUUCCUUUGGAUCAUGGAGGCUGACUUGGAAGAGAAUGAGAAGGCAAGGGAAAAAGCAUGUGUUGUUGGGUUUUAAAAUCAGUCACCCACCCAAAGCCUAUAGAAUCCCAGACUUCUGUAUGAACAACCAAUAGGGGCUUCUAUUUUAUUUUUUUUAACCACCCUGUAUAGAAAUAAAUUGGUGUAAAAGGCUCCUUGAAGGUGCUGCUGCGAGCA
This is a messenger RNA of Prinia subflava (tawny-flanked prinia), 5280 nucleotides long. It is a transcript of the gene ZNF384, whose product is annotated as zinc finger protein 384. Gene Ontology annotation, biological process: regulation of transcription by RNA polymerase II. NCBI's taxonomy places the organism in Eukaryota, Metazoa, Chordata, Aves, Passeriformes, Cisticolidae. Gene Ontology annotation, cellular component: nucleus; nucleoplasm. Bases 1943 to 3493 code for a protein of 516 amino acids. The transcript has 11 exons. The record is from RefSeq and is a predicted model, not a curated record. Gene Ontology annotation, molecular function: RNA polymerase II cis-regulatory region sequence-specific DNA binding; DNA-binding transcription repressor activity, RNA polymerase II-specific.